Messenger RNA from Vespa crabro (European hornet), 1262 nucleotides. RefSeq names its product elongation of very long chain fatty acids protein-like. Gene Ontology annotation, molecular function: fatty acid elongase activity. The transcript is spliced from 3 exons. Gene Ontology annotation, cellular component: endoplasmic reticulum membrane. Gene Ontology annotation, biological process: very long-chain fatty acid biosynthetic process; fatty acid elongation, polyunsaturated fatty acid; fatty acid elongation, saturated fatty acid. The record is from RefSeq and is a predicted model, not a curated record. The coding region runs from base 614 to 1255 and encodes 213 amino acids. Lineage: Eukaryota; Metazoa; Arthropoda; Insecta; Hymenoptera; Vespidae.
GACUAAAAUCGAGAAUUCAUUAUUUCAAUUAUUGUUGAUGGCUAUAACAGAAUUAAAAAUGUAAAGUAUUAUUUGUCGCUUUUGUAGUGGGGCUUACGAAAUUAAUAUUAAAUACUUAUUUCAAUUAGUUUCAAAAGUAUUUCUUUAUCCACCUUAGUCAUUUAUAAUCUCUUAUAUAGGCAGUAUAUUUAUAAUUAUUGCUUCUUUUACGUAUCUAGUGAGAAUAAAACUAACGAUUUAUUUUUCAUUCUAAUCCUAAAAUGGAUUUAUUAAAUAAAGUAUAUCAAUAUAUCGUAGGAUACGAGGGUAAGUAUUAUCAUUAGAUUUAUAUUAAAACGAUUUAAAGAAAAUGUGAAUCGUUCGAAAUUCGAUGUAUCUAUUAUCUUCGAAUAAUUCUAUUUGAUUAUGUAAAAGAAACGAUUUUUUUAUCUAUAAAACAUAGAAAAUGGAAUUCUGAUCGAAAAUAAUUAUACAUAAAAAAGGGAAUAAUCAUUUUUCUAAAAUUUAAUUUAUAGACCCACGAGUUAAAGAUUGGAUAAUCUAUUCACCUUAUACAAUCGUAUUUAUUUUAUUCUGUUAUUUUUACUUCGUUUUCGUGUGUGGACCGCGGUUUAUGAAGAAUAGAAAUCCAUAUUCGUUAAAAACGUUUAUUAAAUAUUACAAUAUAUUUCAAAUUAUGAUGAACAGUUUUAUUGUGUAUAAAUUAAUAAAGGGCGGUUGGUUUACCAGCCUUUCGAUAUAUUGCGAACCUAUCACUUACAGUACGGAUCCUGUCAAAUUAGAGUUGUUAAAUGGCUGCUGGUGGACGAUGUUACUAAAACAUAUUGACCUAAUAGAAACAGGAAUAUAUGUGCUCCGAAAGAAAAAUCGGCAGAUUUCAUUUUUGCAUUUGUAUCACCAUGUCUCAACAGUGUUCAUCGGUUGGGUGUUUGGAAAAUAUUACUCCGAUGGAAUGGGCACAUUUAUUCCUUUAGUGAAUUGUACUGUACACGUGAUAAUGUACACGUAUUAUUUUCUUAGUACAUGUAGUUCAAAUAUCAAAAAUUUCAUUAAUCAAUUUAAAUUUUUAAUUACUAUCAUUCAAAUGAUACAACUCAUAAUAUUGAUUCCUCACAUCAUGCAAACGCUUUCACCGAAUUGUAAUUAUUCUAAAAUUCCUGGUCCUUUCAUAAUUUUUAAUUGUGCUGUUAAUUUCAUAUUAUUUUAUAAUUUCUACAAGAAAAACUAUUUAAUUAGAAAAGCGAAACAAAAUUAAGGUUAAU